AUGCGGCCACCACCACCACCACCACCACCACCACUGCGGUUGUGUGCGGCGCACCCAUCCAACCACCUAGUGGUGCAGGAGUUGCUUCUGCACGCCGCGCUGGGCCGGAAACACUUCUUCGUUGGGGAUCGGCACGCCUAUCUGAAGCUGGCGAAACAUAUUGCACAACUACCAUCUACAUGUGCGGCGGCCUUGGCGGAUAUUUCCUCCCGUCGUGGCCCCGCAUGGACACCGUGGCGACAGAAUGCGCCUCGCCACGUCGUGUGUGAACGCAUCGGCCAGCAGUAUCCAUACGAGACGAAGCGGGCACCUGUAUUCUACGACGACGCGGCGAUGCAUCAGCAACGCAUGGAAGGGCUCCUGCAGCCGCACGGGUUCCGCGUGGCGCUCGUGGGUACGCUGCGCUGCGGGUGCCCAGUGGCCCCGCGGGCGUUGUUUCUGCUGACGCGCGACACCCCGGAUAGUAGCUUUCUUACGGAGCAGGACAAGAGCAACAGUAGCAACCCCGACCUUGACACUCAUGUGCUCUUCAGACGCGCUGUGAGAGGCCUUGGGGCGACGGGAUAUAUCAAGUCAAUUGUCACGAAGAACAUCCGAAUGUAUGGCGGUGUUGUGCCACGCUACGUGUGCGCUGCAGAGCGGCCACACUGCGGCCCCGAUCCCUUCUGCUGCAAGUAUGAUAGCGCACAGGAGCUGGUGCUGUCCUGGGCACCACCGUGUCGCUUUCAUGUACGGCGCUUCUUCCUCACCGGCCCGCGGCCAUUCGUGGCACACCUUAUGCUGCUGGCGCACGUGAUGGGCUAUGAGUUGAUGCACGACGGGCUCUACCGGUGGCCCCACAGCGGCGCGCGUGAGCUGGUUGCACUGCGCAGCGAGAAGGAUCUCUUCACGACGUUGCAGAUACCGUACGUGGAUCCACUUCACCGCCAUGCCUAUUGCCGCCUUCACAACUUGCUCUAG
Molecule: messenger RNA, 960 nt
Organism: Trypanosoma grayi
Lineage: Eukaryota; Euglenozoa; Kinetoplastea; Trypanosomatida; Trypanosomatidae
Exons: 1
Coding region: 1-960 (319 amino acids)
Source: RefSeq, a predicted model, not a curated record